AGCGGGUCCGGGCGGCGGGGCCGGCGGCGGCGGCGGAGCGGGGCCCAGGCCUGAGGCCGGCGGGUGGGCCGGGCCGCCCAGCACCUCCCCGCUGGAUUUCCUGUCUCGACUUCUGAUUUUGAUGCUCUUGAAAGCACAUUUGGAUCAAAGACAUUUUCGAUCACCGAACAAAUCAAGAGCCUCCUCUCCUGUCUCGGAGCAAUACAGACAGCUUACUGUCAUAUGACCUCAUAUCCCCAGAUUAAAUGAAAAAAUAAUCUUCUCUGGCUUUCCAUGAAGCUCAGCUAUUGCCUGUUAAUUUUGACUGUUAGCACUGAUCUUUCAAUUGGAUUUGCACUGGAAAAUGUAGCCUUUAAUAGGACAGUUGCCUUUGGGACUUUCAAUGCAUCACUUCUUCAGGUGUCUCAAGUUUUAGUAGAUUCUCCUGCACAUCAUGAUAUCAUAGCCAAAGAAGGGACCAGUAUUUUAAUUGAAUGUAAACUGAACAUCAGCCAGUAUGAAUAUAUUCUUUGGUAUAACUCCAGAGGACACCUGCUUGAGCAGAAGGAUGAAGGUGGACGGUGGAGGAUUGCUGGUAAUUCCCUUAACAUCACAAAGGUCAACUUUGCUGACCGGGGGCGAUACACGUGUGCAGCUGUUAACCAUAAUGACACCUCCUAUUACACAGUCACCCUGAGGGUUAUCUUCACCUCGGGAGACAUGAGUAUCUACUACAUGAUUGUGUGCCUCAUUGCCUUUGCUAUCACCCUCAUUUUAAACAUAACCCGUCUGUGCAUGAUGAGCAGCCACCUCCGCAAAACAGAGAAGGCGAUCAAUGAGUUCUUCAGGACGGAAGGGGCUGAGAAGCUUCAGAAGGCUUUUGAGAUAGCCAAGCGUAUCCCUAUCAUUACGUCUGCCAAAACGCUGGAGUUGGCCAAAGUCACUCAGUUUAAGACCAUGGAGUUUGCUCGGUACAUUGAAGAGCUUGCCAGGAGCAUUCCCCUUCCGCCACUGAUCCUUAACUGCCGGGCGUUCAUGGAGGAGAUCUUCGAGGCAGUGCGAGUUGACGAUCCCGAUGAAGUUGGGGAGGAGGCCAAACAGCCCCCAGGCUGCGGGACACAAGCUGCCAUAUACCCCAUCAACCCCGAGAUCAAGCGCAGCGAUUCCCCAGCUGGGGAUUCGGACGAUGGGUCCAUGAAUGAGCAAGGUCAAGAGAUAGCUGUCCAGGUGUCCAUUCACCCGCAGUCAGAGGUGCAGAGCAUUGACACUGUCUCCCACGACAGCUGCCAGUUUGUGCCUCCCGAGGAAGGCACCUGCUGAGUCCAGGGACACCCUGAUGUGAGGGAAGCGGGGGUGACCCUGGGAUACUGGGAGGAAGAGUCUGCACACAAACUGCCUCAGUCCUGUAUGCACUGGAGUUUUCCAAACUGCAGGGUGCCAGAACUGCUACUGAAACCUGUGUUUUCUGUCAUUGUUGAUCUAACACAAUUUCAAGUCUGUGAGAGAAAGCCAUUUGGAGUAUUGUACGGUGGCUUUUCUUUUUAAAACAAGCUUUCUAUACUUAAAGUAUUUACACAACAGGAAUUCUUUAUCUUCGGCAGCUUCUGAUACUUCUGAUCUGAAUUAGCAGUGGCCAAGCUGAGCAGUACAACUUGCAAUAAAAUCUUUUCCUUUGUGAACUUUCUCCCUUCACAAAAUGGAGAUGGAAUUCCUUGGAGUCAGUGUUGUUGUCCUGAUCACUUGAGUUGUGUGCUCUUUUGGAAUUGCCUCUUGGUGCAUGUAGCCCAUCAGAACCGUGGUGAGCUUGAGCAAAUCUGUUCUGUGUCAUGUGCUUUAAUGUUGCUAUCCACAUGUACUGUGCUUGGGAAAAGAAUAGUGCCAGGAUCUGCUGCUGGAUUAAACCAAUUGCAGUUUCAAAGCAGCUUGGAGAACAACCAGGGGGUCUCAGUUUUCCAUGCAUCUGCAGAAAACUUCUGCGUAUUUUAAUGUGCAGGGAGUGAAUUGUUGAUACAAAGCUUCUCUCUUGAACUUGGUGCUGAUUGCCAAAGCGCCUUACCCUGGUUCUGACUUCCAGAGGGAGCAGGAACAGCCCUGCCAGAACUCCUCCUUGUGAUUUUGCUGAUUUCACUCACUGCAGAAAAUCCAAAGUUUUAUAUUGUAUCUGACAUUGUUGUGAGAAAGCAGUGAUGGUAAUCGCAUAGUGGCAUAAUUAAAAAAUUAGUUUGUCAACAGAUCAGGUGUCUCAGGCACUUCUUCCUGAACAACAUAAUAAAGGUGAAAAAUGGUGACACUCA
Molecule: messenger RNA, 2273 nt
Organism: Apus apus (common swift)
Lineage: Eukaryota; Metazoa; Chordata; Aves; Apodiformes; Apodidae
Gene: MFAP3
Product: microfibril associated protein 3
Exons: 3
Coding region: 274-1299 (341 amino acids)
Source: RefSeq, a predicted model, not a curated record